Messenger RNA from Dunckerocampus dactyliophorus (ringed pipefish), 4243 nucleotides. It is a transcript of the gene b3gnt2l, whose product is annotated as UDP-GlcNAc:betaGal beta-1,3-N-acetylglucosaminyltransferase 2, like. Gene Ontology annotation, molecular function: protein N-acetylglucosaminyltransferase activity. Lineage: Eukaryota; Metazoa; Chordata; Actinopteri; Syngnathiformes; Syngnathidae. Gene Ontology annotation, cellular component: membrane. The record is from RefSeq and is a predicted model, not a curated record. Bases 203 to 1474 code for a protein of 423 amino acids. The transcript is spliced from 2 exons.
UCCUUGCCAGGUAACCUGUCACGUGACGCCGCGACGGACCUUCCAGGCCCCCAAACAACAGCAGCAGCAGCAGCAGCAGCCUCCGCCGCCGCCGCCGCCGCCGCCGCCGCCGCAGUUUACGCGUCACCUGCUGAACCUCCUGUGCUUCUUCCUCUUCUGACAGCAGUUAGCUCCGAAAAGAUGAUCCACUUCUAACUCCCUCAUGAGACCCGUUCAGAUGUUCCGAGCCAUGCUUCUCCUGUCCACCUUGUUUCUCCUCUUCCUCUACUCCAGCCUCCAUAAAGAGGUGCUGGUCCACAUUCAGUCCAGACCACGAGGCCCACUGGGGCAGGACAGCCCGCAGUCUGCGAAGGUCACCAAGUCCUUUAGCAUUAAGCAGAACACAGCCCUCUCCCGUCACCCCGCCAUCCUCAAUGUGUCUGUCUCUGCAAGCUUCAGGAGCUCCGUCCCGGAGAACGGCGCCUACUGGAACCGCCUGCUGCACUCGGGCCUCAGGCGUCUGGACAAGAGGGAGGAGCCUCUCGGUCAUGAGGCGCCAUGGCACCGCUGCAGGGAGACCAAUCAGGAGUUUCUGGAGACCAACGUGCCCGAUGUGGCCUCCUACCCGCUCCUCUUCCGCAACUUUUUGCAGGGGAUGAAGUGUCGCUCGCCCCCACUCCUUAUCGAUCAGCCCGCCAAGUGCAAGGAGGCGAAGGGGUCCAACGCCACCUUCCUGCUCUUCGCCAUCAAAUCCACGCCGGCCAACUUUGAGCGCCGGCAGGCGGUGCGGGACACGUGGGGGCGAGAGCAGCUUCACGAGGGGCGACUGAGGGUACGCACCGUGUUCCUCCUGGGCGCCCCCUCAAUGGAUGACCCCGACCUGGGCCUGCUGCUGGCCUUCGAAGCCAAGCAUUACGGGGACAUCCUGCAGGCCGACUUCCAUGAGUCGCUAUUCAACCUGACGCUGAAGAUGAACACCUUCCUCCGGUGGGCGCUGCUGAGGUGUCCUCGUGUGUCCUUCGUCUUCAGCGGGGAUGACGACGUCAUCGUCAACACGCAGGCCUUGCUGAGCUACCUGGAGUCUCUGGACCCAUCCAAGGCCACUCGCUUGUACGUGGGCCAAGUUAUCAAGACAGCCAGCCCCCUCCGGGACCCCAAAAGCAAAUACUUCAUCCCUCUGAGCUACUACGAUGGACGCUACCCCGUCUACGUGGGCGGUGGUGGCUUCCUCAUCUCCGGAGCAUUGCUACUGCCUCUCUACUCCGCCUGCAGCGCCAUCCCCUUGUUCCCCAUCGACGACGUCUACAUCGGGAUGUGUUUCAGCGCUCUGCAGGUUUCCCCCGAGGACCACGCCGGCUUUCGCACCUUCGAUAUCCGCGAGAAGGACCGGGACAACCUGUGCGCCUACAAAAGUCUGAUCCUCGUCCACCGGCGCUCCCCGCAGCAGGUGAAGAAGAUCUGGAGGGGCAUUCAGAGUCCGCUGUUGACUUGUUGAGUCGGGACACUUGAAUCUGCAGUGUCGUGACAUGACCACCAACAGGAUACUGUUCUUUGUGUGCAAGGAUCAUGUGAUAGCGACGCAGCUGAAUUUACUCCAAAUCCCUUCAAAGUUGGAUCACACCCUGAAGAAACGCCUUUUAUUUUUGGAUUUAGCUGCAAACUGCAGCCUAUGCAAGAAGAAUCAAACCCCGACUAUUCUUUCAUCUAUUCUUUUUACCUCUGCCAAGGGACGAGGUAGAGUUUUGUGUUGAUAUUUCCUGGUUAGCUAGCAGGAUUAUGCAAAAAAGGAUUUCCAUGGAACUGUGCAGAGGAAAGACCCUGGGACUAAGGUUGCCGAUCGAGGACUUUUUUUUCAUCCCUGUUUGUCCAACCCGUCCUCCAUGAGCCAGGAAGUAGCCUGUCAGCCAACACAAGGAGAAACAAACAUGGAGCUCCGUUUUUGCAUUAGCACUAGCAGUUUUAGUUGAAAUGUCUUUAAUAUGGAACCCUUUAGACUGUGUUGCAUCGCAUGUAUCGAGGCGGUCCCCUUUCAAGGUGCUGUAGAGGUUUCCCAAAACUCAACAAUGCUAUGUGAAUUAAAAAGGAAAGAGGCCUUGGCAAGAUCAACCUCAGGUCCUUCUAUUUUUAGCAUCAUAGAUUUUAUAAAAAGCUACUAAAAUAUACUUUAAACAAGUUUUUGCGACAUUAUGUGGCGUAACUCAAAUAUUUCAAAACCAAAUGCUGUCUGCUGGGUUGAAUACUUAAUUUUUAUAUUCUUAUUUUUACCAGCUCAGAUUUCACAAAAUGUUUCUAAAAUAUACUUUUAACAAGCAUGUGUGACAUAAGUGUUGUCUUCUGGGUUGACUGCUUCAGCUAUUUUAUAUUCUUAUGUUUACCAUCUGAGAUGUCACAAAAAGUGUCUAAAAUAUACCUUAAAAGAGCUUUUGUGAUGUAACUCAAAUAUUCCAAACCAAAAUAGCAUCUACUGGGAUGAAUAUGUGGGGUUUUUUAUACAUUCUGCUAUUCUUACCAUCUUAGAUUUCACAAAAGCUUUGAAAAUAUACAAGUUUUGGACAUAUGUGACGUAACUCAUAUGUCAAACCCAAAUGUCGUCUGCUGGGUUGAAUACUUGUUAUUUUUAUAUUUUUACCAGCUUAGAUUUCACAAAAAAGCUUCUAAAAUAUUCCCCUCAAGAGCUUUUGUGACAUAUUUGGUGAUGUAACUCAAAUAUUAUGAAAGACAGCGGCGUCUAUUUAGUUGAAUACGUAGGUUAUUUAAUAUUCUAUUUUUAUCAGCUUAGAUGUCACAACAGGCUUUUGUAUAUAAAAUAUACUUUUCAAGGGUGUCAUUUACACACACACACAGACGGGGGAUGCACCUCCAUUCUUUUUUUUGUCCACAAAACACCGAGCAUGAAAGGAGCUAGUGGAACCUCGGUUUCCGACGAAAAUGAUUACAGUACUCCUAAUAAGCACUAAACCGAUGGCUGCAGAGGCGUUCAUGCACACUGCGUAUUUCUGAGUGUUACAUGAAUCUGCACUUUUUGUUAAAAUAACACUGCGAAAAAGUUGCAAGUGCCAAAACUUUAAUAAAGAAGGUGGGAAGUUGUUUAAUUCAAAAAAGAAGCCGUAGCAAAGUGUAGCGUUUGCUACAACAGGAUUGCAAUGGAAAGGCUCCUAGUUCCUAGUGGGAAUAGUUUCAGAGAGACACAUAACAGAAAAAGAGUGUGUGUGUGUGUUGACUGUACCGACUGCUUAAGUUUACAAGUAUGUAAGUAUGAGCAAGUAUACAGCUCUAACAGUCUACUCUUUAAAGUUAAGUUAAAUGAACUGGUGUGAAACAGCGGCUGCGCUCCCCUCACACCCUUCCCGCCACUCAUUCUAGUUCAACAAGUCUUCAAAAAAAAAAAAAAGUUUAAAAAAAAGCAUGUGAAAUGUUUGUUUAUAAAUUUUAUUCCUCAUUUAUGUAUUUUUCUUUUUUUUUUUUUUUACAUGUAAACUACAACUAGUAUCUGUAUUAUAGGGAACAUGUAUGUGGUUUUCGUCUGACCGUUUGGAACGUAUUCAUGACGAAAACGUAGGUUCCACUGCCCAUCGAUGAGCAAUGUAAUGUCCUCUUACAGUGUGAGCGUGUCCACCACGACCUACUUAAACCAGAAGAGACAAAGAAAACCCGAAACACCACCACAAAAGAGGUUACAUCUGAGGUUAGCACACCAACUGUGUGUUUACAUGAGUGCGACCUGACAGGAAGCGUGUUAAGGCACCAAACGGGCUUCAAUGUAACACAUUCUAUUUGUCGUAGAGGUCCAGCGGGUAGUGCUCCUUGUACUGCUGCACGUGCCUGAAGAGCGACUCCCGCUGCUUGCUCAAGGCGGGCGGCAUCUCCUCGUACACGUCGGUGAAGAGCAGCUCCGGGUUGGGCUUGAGGCGCUUCUCGGCACGCUCAAAGACCUCCAUGACCGUCUUGCGCGACUGCUUGCGCCAGCUCCGCUCGUCGUCCUCGCUCCACCAACCGCGCGCCGUCAUGUAGUGCCGGAGACGCGAGAUGGGGUGGUCUUGCUUGUCCCAGUAGUUGACCUCGUCCACCGAGCGGUAGGCCGAGCUGUCGUCGCUUGUGCUGUGGUGGCCGAUCCUGCGGGAGGGAUGGCCAUCACACUUACUGCAAGUAUGAACGCACAGGAUCUGACAAAAGCAAGCUUUUUUUUUGCGCCGGCAGAACUCGUGCAGCACCGACGACACCACCAACAUGCUUGAGACAAUAUUUUCACCAAAAAGCCAGAAAA